CGGACGGUUGGUUAGGGCCUUUGUAUUGAAACCGGCGACCCAAGACCCGCAAGAAAUCUCUCGAUUUGUAUUGAAACCGGAACAGAGAUGGAAUCCUCGCAGACCACCGGAGCAGCAGCCUCCGGCGGUAAUGGUACGCUUAACCCCCAAAACAACGAUGCUUCACCUGCUGAAUCAACAGUUACGGCAACUACUUCGUCAUCCGACGAUCCCAAGCAAAACCUAAACCAAGUCAUAAAUUCAAUUCAGAAAACCCUAGGAACCAUCCAUCAGCUCUACCUCACUGUCUCUUCCUUCAACGUUUCCUCCCAACUCCCGCUUCUCCAACGCCUAAACACACUUGUUAUGGAGAUGGAUAAUAUGGCGAAAUUGUCAGAGAAGUGUAACAUACAGGUUCCGAUGGAGGUCUUAAAUUUGAUUGAUGAUGGGAAGAAUCCAGAUGAAUUCACGAGGGACGUUUUAAACAGCUGCAUUGCUAAAAACCAGAUCACUAAAGGAAAAACUGAUGCUUUCAAGGGGUUGAGGAGGCAUCUUCUGGAGGAACUUGAACAAGCAUUUCCUGAUGAAGUUGAAGAUUAUAGGGAAAUCCGUGCAUCUUCUGCAGCUGAAUCAAUGCGCCUUGCACAAGCACAAACCAUGUUACCAAAUGGAGAUGUCAAGCUCAAACCUGAGAUCUAGUAAACUUAUUGUUAAAAAAACCUUUGUUUUAAACUCUCUCUUUCUCUCUCUAUAUAUAUGUAAACAGGUAAACAUCAACGUUGAUGCUUUCAUUUA
Molecule: messenger RNA, 774 nt
Organism: Lactuca sativa (garden lettuce)
Lineage: Eukaryota; Viridiplantae; Streptophyta; Magnoliopsida; Asterales; Asteraceae
Product: mediator of RNA polymerase II transcription subunit 10b
Biological process (GO): positive regulation of transcription by RNA polymerase II
Cellular component (GO): mediator complex
Molecular function (GO): transcription coregulator activity
Source: RefSeq, a predicted model, not a curated record